UUACCAGAUCUGUCUCUCCGAACAACAGCAAGCUAUUUCGAAUGGAUCGCAAAGACGUCUGUUAGCAAACACUAUUCGCUUCGAAGGCCCUAUCCUAGACACCGCCCUAUCGCUCGAUCUCCGAGUAUGAGAACUCUCACGGGGGCUCUGCUGCUUUCUGUCUCACUCCUAAUACUAUCAGUGCGGCUGAGUGUGUCGGUGUGUGUGGAUGGUGUGUCGGACACAGAGGGUGUGCUGGGGAAACCCAUGAAGCUCACCUGUAUCCUGUGCAUGAAGAGGGAGGACAUCAAAGCAGAGACGCACGUCUCCUGGUCCUACGUCCAGGAUGGAGAGGAGAUCCCUAUCUUUGUGUAUGACAAUGGCCCCAGAGAGCUGGACAGCCCGCUGAAGGGCCGGCUGACGUGGAGGGGCAGUAAGGACCUCCAGGACAUCUCCCUCGGCAUCACCAACAUCACGCGCAACGACUCGGGCACCUACCACUGCCAGGUCCUCCGCCGCUUCGACUUUGACUCCUUCACCCCCUCAGUCACAAUCCUCAGGGUCAUCAAACUAGAGGUCAAAGACAGAGCCAGUUUAGACCCGACGGCGCUGUACUCCGAGAUCAUGAUGUAUGUCCUGCUGGUGUUCCUCACUCUCUGGCUGCUGGUGGAGAUGGUCUACUGCUACAGGAAGAUCUCCAAGUCAGACGAGAUGGCGCAGGACGCUGUGUACUCCUGAGACCAGCGGAGGGAGACAGAGGAGCGAAACCCGACAUCCUCGCCACCCUCUCCACCGCCGCACCAGGAGGAGAUCCGGCUCACGCUCCGCUCUCUCAGUGUCCCAAAGAACACCCCGCCUUUUUUUUUUAGCUCUCUCUCUCUCUCUUCCCCUCUCUCUCUUUUCUCUCUCUCUCUCUCUCUCUCUCCUGCUCUGUUUGUCUCUGUGUCCCUCAGAGCUGGCUCAUUGUGACCUGACAAUAAUCUGAGUGCGUUUGUGUAAUAAUUUUGGUGCGUUUGUGUUUGCUAUUCGCUACCGCGGAUCACCAGGCAUUCUGUGCUCAGAUUAACACCUUUUCUCCUAAUGGGCAAAACCACUUUUGAUAUAUAUAUAUAAAUAACAACAACAAAAAAACAAUCUCUAUGCUUAUGUUUAAAGCUCCUGUAUAAUUGUUUGUUUUCUUAAAAUUUUUAUAUAUAAAAAGCUUCAUUUCGUAAGCCUUUUGCAAUUUUAUUACUGUACGUAGAGUAUUAAUAUCAAACAUGUGUAUCUAAGCCUUGUGGAGAGGAAGUGUGUUGCUUUAUUGCAUUUAAACCUGCUGAAUUUAAACAUGUGUGUGACAAUCUGUCCUUUGAAGGGUUUGCAGAAAGAUGUCAGGGAUUGAAGUGUCCUCUUAGCUUCCAUGGUGACCGUCACCUGUCACAGCCUCCUCCUCUAUCCUGUUCACACACACCCUCAUGGUCCAACACACAUACUGUACACACACUCAAAACAGCCUCACAUCCGCCCUGAGAUCAGACAAACUAGCAUGCCCUGAUACAAACCACACACGCACACACACACACACACACACACACACACACACACACACACACACACACACACACACACACAGACACACACACACACACACUCAUUGUACCCUUACAACAACCACGUACUUGGCAGGGGAUCCAUAUUUAAGCCAGAUGUGUUUUUUUCCCCACCACACACACAUACUCAAACACAUGCUACAUGUACACGCAGACAUUCGAUGCCAUGCACUGGCGAUGAUCGUGAAGCCUCAAGGUUAAGAUGGACUGAAAUGGGUCUGUGUGUCUGUCUCUCUCAACCCUUUUGUCUUGUGCUGCAACAUUGCUACAGUUGUGGCUAGGAUAAUCAGCCUAGCCUAAAUGUUGAUAUUGUUUUUGUAAACAUUUGAUUUUUAACAUGCAAGUAAUUCUCUUUGUCUUUUUUUUAAUAAUGAUUUAUCAUUUCUACUUUUGAAUCCUCAUUUUAAUGGUGAUUUUAAAGCAAUCAGAAGAUAUGCAUGAUAAAAUCUGUAAUUUUACAACAUAAUAAUGCUUGUGACCGGAGGGACUUAUGGCAAAAAAAAGCCUAUUUAUUUCAACAACUGACUGCAUGACUGUCCCAACUGACUGGGACAUGUUUGACCAGAGACUAUACAAACUUAACUGUUAAAUUAUUCAGAAAGAUUUAUUUGACCUGAUGUAAAAGAUUUAUUUGGCCUGUUAGUUUCAAAACUGUAAUUUUUGAGCUGAACAAAAAUUGAGGGUGUGAUUACAUGGCAUUUAACGUCUGGCUGAGCUGACAUUUGGACCUAUCCCAAUCCCUGAGUGGCACUAAUUUUCACUGGUAUUCUAGAAUCAACCGACUUACGAAACAGGAUACAGUCUGAUCUGCAGAGGUGGAAAACUCCUAUCAUGUAUUUAUUGGUUCUACCUGUGCACUUAACACAAGUGAUCUCAUCAAUUAGCUGUUCUACCUGGCUGAAGAGUUGUGCUAAUUAGAAUCUGGUUUAAAUGAAUGGUUGGCACAGAUAUGUGGUAGGACUUUUACUCUCUGAAGCUGGACUUUUGCACCUUUGCUGAUCUGUGCUUCUUACAGAAAAUGCCUCUAAGUUGUUCUUCACGACAGGCCCUUGAUAUCCCUGCUGCUUUGCCUCAGACUGUACAUCUGUUGUCAUGACGUCACCUGCAUCACCAUCAUCAUGUCAUAUUAGCUGUGCAAAUCACUGCUCACCCUCUUUGGAGAUUAGAGUCAACGACAGUGAUUUCAUGUUUUCUUUCUGAAGUCAUCAGCUUAUGUACUCUCAAAGAUCAAGGUGAAUAUGGGACAGCUGUACAAUAAAAGG
Messenger RNA from Sardina pilchardus (European sardine), 2830 nucleotides. RefSeq names its product sodium channel, voltage-gated, type III, beta (gene scn3b). The record is from RefSeq and is a predicted model, not a curated record. NCBI's taxonomy places the organism in Eukaryota, Metazoa, Chordata, Actinopteri, Clupeiformes, Clupeidae. Gene Ontology annotation, molecular function: sodium channel inhibitor activity; transmembrane transporter binding. The transcript is spliced from 6 exons. Bases 127 to 717 code for a protein of 196 amino acids. Gene Ontology annotation, biological process: regulation of sodium ion transmembrane transporter activity; regulation of heart rate by cardiac conduction; ventricular cardiac muscle cell action potential. Gene Ontology annotation, cellular component: voltage-gated sodium channel complex.